CGUCACCCAUCACCUUUGCUUGCAGCUUACAGUCUUCUUUUACCAUCAUCGUUGCUUCGUUGCAUGAUAUAUAGUAAUAGUAAACUUCCUCCUCCUAAUAUUCAAGUUCAUUCAACAUGUUGGUCGCUGUUGUAGUUGCCUUGAUUGCGGCAGUGGUGGGGAUCUUUGGUUAUACAUCCAUUCCCACAGAACUCGGUCUCUACAGUGCCCUGGCGAGUUUCCAUCCCCCCUCGGUGGGGUUGACGCCGGCACUCACCUAUGGAAUUCCUUGGGGGUUCACUUGGGACGAGUUUUAUCAACAAAAUUUGACCGGUCAGACGGCCAUGGUAACGGGCGCCAACUCGGGCAUUGGAUUGGAUCUCGCCAGCUCUCUUGCCAAAGUAGGAGCCGAUGUCGUCAUGUUGUGUCGAAAUCCUCAAAAGUGCCACGAUGCCAAAUCCAAAAUACUACAAGAAGAGACGCCCAUCAAAGGAAACAUUAUUACCAUGACAAUGGAUACGGCAUCUCUGGCGUCUGUGCGGGCACUAGCAGAAGCCUAUAUCAGUGAGCAUGGCAACGACAAACGCAUUGACUUUCUGUUUCUGAACGCCGGUGUCGCGAGUUCCACGGAUCGAUACAACAAGUGUCCUACCAAGACAGAGGCGGAUCAACUGGACUAUCAUUUCCAGGUCAACUAUUUGAGUCAUCACUUGUUGUACCAUCUAUUGAAACCAUUUUUGUCGGAGGACGCCAAGAUUGUCCAAACAUCCUCCGCAUCCAGCUUUGUCUCAUUCACAUACAAGGUCGCCACCGAUCUCGAAACACUGCAUGGAUGCAGUGAACCACAAUUUGAGGGUGGCGGCAGCAAUAGUGCGCUGAAUCUCGCGUAUGGACAAUCCAAAUUGGCACAAAUCUUGUGGGUCAAAAAAUUGACGCGACUGCUGGAACCAGAACAAUCCAAAAUUAGGGCGAAUGCUUUUCAUCCCGGACUGACGCAUACUCCCGGAGUGGGACGCAUGGCGGAUUCGGAUCAGUUGGCAGGAUGGGAACAAGUCAUGCUCAAGCACAUGUUACAAAAGGCGUGGCAGUCCCCAGAUGGGGCAUUGACCGGACUCUAUUUGGCGACUGGUACUAGCAAAAAUGACAUUCGAGGACGGUACUUUCAUCCGCAGAGUCAAGAAGUCGUCAAUCCCAUGGCAUUGGAUGAAAAGCUCCAAGAUGACGUUUGGGCGUUUUCGGAUGAGUUGGUCAAAGCAUACAUGACGCCAAUCCAGGUUCCCUCCCAAUCUACGACUAGUAGUGACGCGGAUGACGAUGAGACCACUGAUGGUGGUGGCAAUGGAUCAGACCAAGCUGCUGAUCAGCCACCCGUUGAACAAGCGGCCGAGAUUAUAGAAAACGAGGAAUCAGAAACAACAGAAGAAGCCAUUCCAGAAGAUGUAACUGAAGUGAAAGUCCCGAUUGAGGACGCAGAGCCAGAUGCUGGGGUAGAAAUUGAAGAGGAAGCACAAGAUGCAGAUGCGGAGCCAGAGGUCGGAGGAGAAGAAAGUUCAGAAGAAGCAGGAGAUGUCACCACGAAACAAGAAGGAGAACCUAUGUUGUAGAGACUACCGAAGCUGCAGAAUAGAUGAUGAUUGCCAGAAGGGCAGCCCCUGAUAAAACGAAGGAGGGGUAGAUCAAUAGUACAAGCGAGAAACACAAAAGCAAAUUCAAGGCAUCAAGUUGUACAGCAGGUGCUGCAUUGGGUUAUUCCUUCACUGCUGGUAAAGAGAGCAGUCCAUCUAGCUAGCUAUAGGCUUGUUCACCCUAUC
This is a messenger RNA of Seminavis robusta, 1790 nucleotides long. Lineage: Eukaryota; Bacillariophyta; Bacillariophyceae; Naviculales; Naviculaceae. The record is from the annotation of a GenBank genome assembly.